Molecule: messenger RNA, 398 nt
Organism: Teleopsis dalmanni
Lineage: Eukaryota; Metazoa; Arthropoda; Insecta; Diptera; Diopsidae
Product: protein pangolin, isoforms A/H/I/S-like
Exons: 2
Biological process (GO): regulation of transcription by RNA polymerase II; canonical Wnt signaling pathway
Cellular component (GO): beta-catenin-TCF complex
Molecular function (GO): RNA polymerase II cis-regulatory region sequence-specific DNA binding; DNA-binding transcription factor activity, RNA polymerase II-specific
Source: RefSeq, a predicted model, not a curated record
GAAACUUAGAUACCAAAAAUUCCACAAAUUCACAAAGCAACGAAUGCAAAGACAGUUCGGACGACAAAAAAAAGCCGCACAUCAAGAAACCGCUGAACGCUUUUAUGCUUUACAUGAAGGAGAUGCGCGCGAAAGUCGUUGCGGAGUGCACGCUCAAGGAAUCUGCAGCUAUAAAUCAAAUAUUGGGUAGAAGAUGGCAUGAACUGACCCGAGAAGAGCAAAGUAAAUACUACGAAAAAGCGCGCCAAGAACGUCAGUUGCAUAUGGAAUUGUACCCAGGGUGGAGUGCACGAGACAACUAUGGUUAUGUGUCGAAAAAGAAAAAGCGUAAAAAAGACAGAUCGCCCGCGGAUUCGGGAGGUAUUGCACAGAAUUUUUAUAAAUAUUUUGUUGCUUUU